CUCGGUAGCUGUCGGAGAGGGGCAUUUGUGCGAACUGUGGUCGGCGGCGCGUACUGCGCUCGACUCGAUCGCCACAUUCGAAAAUAUCGUGCUGUCUCCAUCGGCAUCGCGCUGGCCAGUUCUAUCUCGCCCAACCGGUCCGUUGCAAGUCGCGAUGGCGGCACCGGAGAGCAGCAGCAACCCAAUACCAAUCCCAAACGCCGAAGGCAUAAACAGCAACAACAACAACAACAAGUGGGAGGGAGCAUCAACGGACAGCGAGACAGUCAUGACGCCAGAUAUGAGCGGCACACCCCCUGAUGACGGUUCGCUGCACGAGCAGGCCGUCGAGACGCCCACGCUGGGGCCCACGGUGCCCAAGAGCCCCCGGCUCUCGCGAAACCCGUCCUUCUCCGGAAGCAGUUCGUACCAAGAGGACUGGGACCCGUUCCCGCCAUUGGACCGGCUUACGGUGCUCGACAUCCUUGAUAAUUUCACGCUGUCACACCAGCUCGAGAAGCUGCAGAAGGGUAUUUCGGCGCAGACCGAGAAGGUGCGCAAGUCACGCCAGGCCUUCGGCAACCGGAGCCGCAUGGCACGCGAGCGCAUGGUGGACGAGUGGCGGCGUCGCGUGCCCUCGGCAGAGGAGCAGCUGGAGCGCUAUCGCAAGCGGAUGCGAGCGAGCGUCGAGAAGCUCGGCGCGCGGUGGAACGACACCAAGGCCAUCUCGCUGCGCGAGAAGAUCUCCUUCAUCUUCGGCGUCAUGAACAUCUUCGUCAGCGGCUACCUGAUCGGCGGCUAUGCCGAGUGGUUCCACCUCUGGUACACCGGCCAGGUGCUGUAUUUCAUGCCCAUCCGCUUCUACACCUACCACAAGCGCGGCUACCACUACUUCCUUGCCGACCUCUGCUACUUCGUUAAUUUCCUGCUCAUACUCAGCAUCUGGGCCUUCCCCUCCUCCAAGCGCCUCUUCACCGCCGUCUACUGCCUCGCCUACGGCAACAAUGCCGUCGCCAUCAUCAUGUGGCGCAACUCCCUGGUCUUCCACUCGUUCGACAAGGUCACCUCACUCUUUAUCCACAUUAUGCCGUGCGCAACCCUGCACUGCAUCGUCCAUCUGGUCGACCCGGCCCUCCAGGCCAAACGCUUCCCGGCCAUCUGGACCAUCAAGAACUCGCCGCCGGGCUCCGCCACCGCCUACGCCAACGUCCUCUCGAUGCUAGCCUGGUCGACCAUCCCGUACGCCUUCUGGCAGCUGUGCUACUACUUCUUCAUAUCCGUGCGCCGCCGCGAGAAGAUCGCCGCCGGCCGCCCCACCUCCUUCACCUGGCUGCGCAGGUCCUACAGCAAGAUCUGGAUCGGCAAGAUCGUGCUGGCCCUGCCCGAGCCCCUGCAGGAGCCCGCCUUCAUGCUGAUCCAGUACAUCUACGCCGUGCUGACCAUGCUGCCCUGCCCGCUGUGGUUCUUCAGCCGCUGGGCCUCGGCCGCCUUCCUCCUGCUCGUCUUCGCCUGGUCCGUCUACAACGGCAGCACCUACUACAUCGACGUCUUCGGCAACCGCUUCCAGAAGGAACUCGAGGCCAUGAAGGCCGAGGUUGCCAAGUGGCAGAACAGCUCGGACGGCCCGGCCGCCGGCGUGCAAAGCCCGCCGCUCGCGCCGCGUGAGGAUGGCACCGCCGCCGCCCUUGCCGCUGCUGCUACACCUGCUGCGCCUGGCGCGAUGGCGACGACCGCCUCUCCCGCCGCCGCCGCCGCCCGCAGUAGUCUUGCCGACGCCAUCUCGGGCAAGGCGCUGGAUGACCGCGGCACGAGCGGCUUCGCCGCCGUCGAUAACAUCCCGCUGCUGAACGACGAGCGGCCGGCGGCCGUGAUCGCGACCGGGGCGGAUAUGGACGUCGGGGCGAGGGAUGUGGCGAGGGAGCGGAAGACCGGGAGCGGCAGCGGGAGUGCGGGGCAGUCUUUGUCAUGAUGAUGAUGACGGUUGUUUUCCCUCCCUGUUAAUGAUGACCCUGAACAUACCUUGGAUAGUCGACCUGUCUUUUCCGCAGCUGGCUUCUGCCUUGUGCUGGAUUGUGGGGAUUCACUCAAUCGGACCUGAUUUCGGCGGCGCUGGAUAAUAGAAGGUGUUUGAUGG
Molecule: messenger RNA, 2113 nt
Organism: Thermothielavioides terrestris NRRL 8126
Lineage: Eukaryota; Fungi; Ascomycota; Sordariomycetes; Sordariales; Chaetomiaceae
Exons: 2
Coding region: 269-1948 (559 amino acids)
Biological process (GO): phosphatidylcholine biosynthetic process
Source: RefSeq, a predicted model, not a curated record